AUUGUUUGUCUGGGUCAUGACCCUUAAAUGCAUACCUCGGGUAUUUAGAGACCAGGGACCUCAUCCAUUUUUUGGAGUUGUGCCCACACAUCUUUAGUAUUCCUCAAACUAUCUCAUAAAUAAAUAAAUAAACAUUUAAGUACCAAAAGGUAUGUAAGAGUGUCUUUUUUUUUUUUUUCUUUGCACUUCCAUAAAUGUUUUUUUUUUUUUUUAAUAAUUAUUUCAUUUCUAUUUAAGUUUACUAUCACAUGAUAUCUAUUUCUCUGUGUAUUAUAAGACAAAUUAGUGCUAUAUUCAUACAAAUAAACACUCAAUCACGUUGACUUUCUGUGCAACAAUGAACUAUCAACGAUGAUGAAUUGUCAGUAUUUUAUAUGCGUAUACACAUACAUAAUACGCAUGUUAUUUCUUACUCAAGGUGGCAUUGAUGUUUCAGUGAUUGACUUGAUUUACAUUUGACAUUGCUAUUUGAUGAACAAACAACAUUGACGUAAACUUAUAGCAAGUAGCCUACAACACAUGAAUAGUAUGAUAUGACUAUUGUCAUUUGGGUGCACUACUGAAAUAAUGUAAGUUGUGCAUCUGUUUAGACUCAACAAGUGCCUGAGAAAAUACACAUACAUUACACAUGUGUAGAUUAUGUGUAGCUCAGUAUGUGUUUGACAGCCAGUUGCAUUUUAUUAAAUUUCAGUGUGAAAAUAAAUGAUUCCUGUUCUUGAUUGCCCUGAUUUGUUGCAGUAACUCUUUAAUAUAUGAAAAAUAAAACAUCAAAAUAUAUUUUAUUUGUUUUAUAAUAUUUGGAAAAUUUGACACUAUCUGGGCAUUUCGUAAAUCCAUUUUUGAUAAAUAUACAUGCCCGAAUAUGUAAGAGUGUUCGGGAAAAUUACCAUGCAUUUAAGGGUUAAAUCCAGCAGCAGAACCCCUGGAGUGACGUCAUCAGACUGGACAGAGCGCAAGAAUGAACUAGGAGGGGUUUCACUUUCCGACCGGAGGAAAAGCCUUCCAACAUAACGGUAUUAGCGUUUACCCGUACAGACAAACGAUUUCAGAUUUAAGUCAAGCUGUGAAACACAAACAAGGAAUGACAGAAAAUAAAGUUUCUUGCGUUUCUUCCUGGGUCUUCUGUAAGUAAUUUUACAGCUGCUGGAUGACCGGUGCUUUGUCUUAGUCUAACUUCUCAUUACUGGAAUGUGCCAUAAUUGAAGGAGCUGCCCCACUGUUACGAACACGUUCUUGGACGGAUCACACAAACACUUGUCUCACCAUCACCAUGUUGGCCCUCCUGUUGUGUACUCUGUUGACUGUGCAGUCUCUCGCUCUGGAUGUCCAUGUCCCAGAAUCCCCUGUGGUGGCACUGUUUGGAAUGGACACAAUGCUCAACUGCUCAUUCUCAGGGGUCACAAACUUUAACCUAUCUGACCUGAGUGUGUUCUGGCAGCUAUCAGACACAAAACGCACCGUUCACAGUUUUUGGCAGAGUCAAGAUCAGCUGGCCGACCAAGAUGAGAGAUUUGCGAACCGCACCAGCCUGUACCCAGAUCAGCUGAUGGCAGGUAAUGCGUCGCUCUUGCUGAAGAAAGUCCAGGUAGUGGAUGAGGGAAGCUACUCCUGUUUUGUCAGGGUGCAGACACACAGCAGUGCCGCCCUGCUUUUGCAAGUCGCAGCUCCAUUCUCCAAGCCUUUGGUCACCUGGGACGCAGAGCCCAACCUCAGGCCUGGUGAAGUGGUGGCCCUCACCUGUGUGGCAUAUGGGGGUUAUCCUGAAGCAGAGGUGCUGUGGCAAGAUGGGGCUGGACGAAACCUUACAGACAACAUUACCAUCUCGCAAGUAGCCAAUGAGGAGGGGCUCUUCAGUGUGAAAAGUGUUCUGACGGUGAUUCUGGAGCCCAAUAGCACUUACAAUUGCAGAUUGACCAAUCCACUAUUGGGGGAGGAAGGACAAGCAUCUGUUACGAUCACAGCUCAGAAUAUGGUGUUCCCACCGGUGGCUUUGUGGGUGACGGUUGGCCUGGCCUUGUGUUUGCUGGGACUGCUCAUUGCGUUGGCUGCUGUCUGCCGCAGGAAAAUCAAAGAGAGCUGUGAGGAGAUGAGAGCUGAGGAAGAAGCAAAAGAACUUGAGGAAGCCAAAGAACUAGAAGAAGCCAAGUCAGCUGCAACACCUCUAAAGAGCUAAAGCUGGAUGGAGACCAAACGGUGGAGGCCAACAGUCUGUGAGUGUCUUGAGGAACCAUUCCGUCCAAUCCAGCCUUGUCUGAUACAUUUCCUAGGCAUUUGUCAAAAGGGCCUAAUACUGUACUUGUGUUUUUUUUUGUUGUUUUUUUUUUACCCAAGGAUAGUUAUACAUUUGACAUUUCACUCAAUUUAUUUCCUGUGUGUACAGUGGAAGUCAUACUGUAUAUGGGGUGAAACAAAGCAAUAACUUUUGAAAAAUUCUUGCUGGUUGUACAUCUCCUAGAUUGAUCCUGAAAACCUACACAUCUGUUGAGAUGAAACUCUUUUAUCAUUCUCAGAAUUGGACUAAAAAUGUGAAUACACAAGUAUGAGAAACCAGACGUGAACCUCCAUUAACUUCUUCAUUUCCUGUUUUAUAUUCCAAACACUUCACUGCAGCUUUUCUAAAUAACAUCAAGAGUGAUAAACUCAGCCAUUUCUCCAGCCUGUCCUCAUUGCCUGUCUCUCCCACCUUCUCUUGAAGCGGCAAGUGUCUGAAAUGUAUGGCGUGAGCCUGUAAUUGUAUGCAGAACUAGUUAAAGGGAAAAUCUGUUUGAAGCCCAUUGGGUCUGACAAGCUCACAGCUCCACUACUGACACCAGCUCCCUUCUACUCUGCAUUAGGAGAGAAGGCCCAUAUAAAAUCUCUGACCUAAUGGAAAGUGAGUAGUUUAAGAAAGCAGCAAACAGCCUACUGUCAGCAUCUCAGACGAGGAAGGCACUCCUUUUCUCUCCUUCCCCCUCUCGCCUUUUCUCACUUGCUCCUUAAGAUCGCCCCAUCGCGGCCUAAUUAACGCCUGCCCAAGAAGUAACUUGUAGCUGUCAGCUUCUGCCUGGCCCUGCAAAAAUCCAAUAACUUUGAGGAGCAAUUUAGAUGGAACUCCAGCUAAGCUCCAGCAAACUACAAAUGGUGCAUGGGACACACCCUGCUUCUUGCCUGACCUGACAGCACUGUGCUGAGAUUGGUAGUAAUAAUGCACGUCAACUCACAGACUGCGAGGUGGAAUGUAUUACGGACUGGGAUGAUGUAUCUUUAAACUCUGUCUUUUUUUUUUUUUUUUUUUAAUAAUCUCUUCAGGUACCUGAAAUAUUGGAUGCAUUGGAAUUGGAUAUGUGCCCAGUCUUAUUGCAAAAAUGUUGUGCCUGUCAUUUAUUACGUAUGUAAAUUAAAAUUGUUCCUAAAAUUGUUUGUGUGGUUUUCACUGUUAGACUUUUCUGUGAUUAACUUGUUAUCAUUGGGUUUAGUUUUGUCUUUGAAUUGGAAAUUUAAAUGAUACUGAUUUGGAACAUAUCUAUGUACAGUGGCCUUAAAAAGUAAACAAAAAUGUAUAUGAGCACAUGUUUCAAGCAAAACAUUUCACAAAUUUUUUUUUGGGUUCAAAUGAUAAAACAGAUUGUGUCAAAUGAUGUUUAAAAUGAAGACAAAUUUGGACACUUGGUGGUUGACAAACAUGGAAAAAAGUGGAACUGAGGGGAACUGAUUUCAUACAUCCACAAAAAAUGACCUUGGGACCAGCUUAAAGUAAUUGCAAAAAUGGCUCAGAAAAGUGAAGUUAGUAAACCUCUAGUAUCAGGUGUUAGCAUAUGCCAUUUUGUUUGAUAUUUUGAUAUCUUUGCAAUGAAUUUCAUGCAUGUUUAAGUGUGGCUUAAGUGUACAAAUACUUUUGGGGCCACUGUAUAUUUAUCUUUGGCACACAUAUCUGUGUCUUUGUGUGCCCUGUCUGUCCCCAUUGCCCAUUUUUGUCUGCUAGAAAUCAAAUGACAGAUUAGUGUAAAACCCCUGGAGAAGAGUUUAUUUGACACAACCUUCCAGGUUUCCUUCAUAAUUUCUUUACCUCUAAGACAAGGGCAAAUGUCAUAGGAUUAAAGAGAAAGAAAUGCCAUUCAAGAAAUAGUUGUGUUAACCAUCUCUUUUAAGUUUUUGCUCUGUAUGUUAAGCCUGGCUACAAAGGACAUCAGCAGAAACUAGAAACAUACAAUGUCUAUGCGUCAAGGGCAAAUAAAUGAUGUUUUCUGUAAUAUUCCACUAUAUUUAACAGCUGGCAAACUGUGUAUGCAUUUGGCCAUGAGUUUCAAAGUCAUCAAAGCUGAUAUUAAUAAGAGGCUGUCUAUGUUUAUUUCUGAAAGCUAAUGUCUAGAGAUGCUUUAGCCUUGACUGUUAUUUGCAUUUGCAUAUUGAAGAAUCCGUUUGGAGACUAGGGGAUUCUGGGUGUCAAAGCCGAAGGACUUUCCAAAUUUGGAGGCUGUCAAGCUUUUGA
Messenger RNA from Myxocyprinus asiaticus (Chinese sucker), 4468 nucleotides. Its product is annotated as CD276 antigen-like. The transcript has 8 exons. The record is from RefSeq and is a predicted model, not a curated record. Bases 1271 to 2173 code for a protein of 300 amino acids. NCBI's taxonomy places the organism in Eukaryota, Metazoa, Chordata, Actinopteri, Cypriniformes, Catostomidae.